AUGUAUCAUAUGCCACCUACCAAGAGCUUUAAAAAGCUACUAGUCCAGAUUGAUUCGGCCUUUGAAAACCUUAUGGCAGAUCUCGAGCCUUUGGAACCAUCACCUGCUGCAUUGUGUACUCAAGACUCGGCAUGGAUACUCGCGUCGUCUGAAUGCGACAGAAGCGGUAUACAUACUGGGAUGAGUAGAACUCGUAGUGUCAGUGCUGAUAGGACUUUUUUAAAUGACUGUAAUCAAGCCAGUACCCAUCUAGAAUCCAACAACUCCAUGGCCGAUCCCAUUCAAAUUAUCAACCGUUCACCAUCUUCGUUCUCAGAUGCAAUUUAUUCCAAUACUAGCAGUGAUAUCAGCAGUGCCGAUACUUUGUAUACGCUAGACACUGUUGAGUGUUUCCGCAACACUCAUAUCCGCAACCAGACUUACAAUCGCAAUGAUUGCCGCAACAGCAAUAAAGCGAAUGCCUAUAAAGACAUGGCUGUUCACAAUGCAUUCAACAGCGGCAAUGUCGAUAAAAAUGGCGUGGUUGAGCAAACUACUGCCAACUGUGACGACUAUAAUGACCAAGAUAUGGCCAGCACUCAUCCAAAUGCUCGAGUUUUUUUGGCUGAUAGCGAUCACUUGAAUCACCAUACUGAAAAUGUGCACCAAACCAGCACAUCCACUAAUUCUGACGGCAGGCUUCUCAAUGCAAAUAUGGAAUAUGGCUGUCAUGUUUUUUCUUCACCACCAUCAACAGUUGUCAGCCAACCCGUGCUAAACGCCACGAAACCGUUAUCCGAUGCAACUUCUCGUGUAGAACACGUUCCGGCCGUAUUUUCCACGCUGUCCAAACCAACCUUCUCCAAGCCUUUAACCCGACACCAUCAAUCAACAAACCAAAUCCUUGAUCCCCCAUCUGAUGUUCCACAACAUACACCAGAUAUUACCCAUCAUCCGCAAUUAACGUAUACAUCCAACAAAGUUUUGUCAUUCUAUCAGACAAUCUCUUCACCUCAUGCAUUCCACCUUGAUUCUGCCUCUAUUGAAAAAUCCAUAAGCACAUCAUCUCAAAUAUCCUCAACCUUAGACUAUCCUCAUACCAAGCAUACCACAUCCAAUUUUACCACAGCAGGACAACUCAUUAUCCCUUGUAGAGUAGAUUCGCGAUAUAUGAGUGGUGAUGAUGCAGAUCCAAUGCCUUCUAAACUUCCAUUGGCUUCAGUGGACCACGUUUUGCCUCAACCAGAAAUCACUGCCUCAUAUUGGCCAUUUCAUUAA
This is a messenger RNA of Batrachochytrium dendrobatidis JAM81, 1257 nucleotides long. RefSeq lists its product as uncharacterized. The transcript has a single exon. Bases 1 to 1257 code for a protein of 418 amino acids. The record is from RefSeq and is a predicted model, not a curated record. Lineage: Eukaryota; Fungi; Chytridiomycota; Chytridiomycetes; Rhizophydiales.